Messenger RNA from Teleopsis dalmanni, 1314 nucleotides. RefSeq names its product mitochondrial tRNA-specific 2-thiouridylase 1. NCBI's taxonomy places the organism in Eukaryota, Metazoa, Arthropoda, Insecta, Diptera, Diopsidae. Gene Ontology annotation, biological process: tRNA wobble position uridine thiolation. Gene Ontology annotation, cellular component: mitochondrion. The transcript is spliced from 6 exons. Bases 170 to 1288 code for a protein of 372 amino acids. Gene Ontology annotation, molecular function: sulfurtransferase activity. The record is from RefSeq and is a predicted model, not a curated record.
AUAAGAAAAAAAUAAAGAGCUGACCGUUAAUUGGCUUAACUGCUCCUAAGUUAAUCAAACAACCUAUACAUAACUUUACAUUAUAUGAAAGAAACCGUUCCAACUCCAUUUUGGACUUGUCAACUACGCUAUCUUCACGCACAUAUCUUCACGCACAUCAUUAUUUAACAUGUUUCGAAAUGUGGCUAUCGCGAUAUCUGGUGGUGUUGACAGUGCUGUAUGUGCAUAUUUGUUGAAAGAAAGAGGUUACAAAGUUAUAGGACUUUUUAUGAAAAAUUGGGACGAACUAGAUGAAGCUGGAAAAUGCUCUGGUGAACAUGAUUUGGUCGAUGCAGAAUACACUUGUAAGAAAUUAAAUAUCGAAUUGAAGCGCAUUAAUUACGUGAAAGAUUACUGGAAUUCGGUGUUUGCGAGCUUUUUAGAAGACUACCAAAAUGGACUUACACCUAAUCCAGAUAUAUUAUGCAAUAAAUAUAUCAAAUUUGAUGUUUUCUACAAAUAUGCUAUCGAAAACUUGAAAUUAGAUGCUAUAGCCACCGGUCAUUAUGCAAAAACAACGUUUGGAUCUUAUUUGGAAAAUUAUAGUUAUGAUGGCGACGUCAGGCUCUUAAUACCAACAGACGAAUUUAAGGAUCAAACAUUUUUUUUAUCUGGUAUAAAGCAAUCGUCCCUUCGGCGUACAAUGUUCCCUUUAGGAAAUUUUUACAAAACAGAAGUGAAGAAACUUGCUCGAAAAAUUGGGUUAAAUAAUUUAGCAAAUAAGAGAGAAAGUACUGGAAUAUGUUUCGUUGGGCAUAGAAAUUUCAAGAAUUUUAUAAGAGAGUAUAUUCCUUCUGAAGUGGGCAGUUUCAUUGAUAUCGAUACUGGAAUAAUAGUAGGAAGACAUGAAGGCAUUCAUCAAUGGACAAUUGGGCAACGCUGUCGAUUGCACUCAUAUCUAAAGCCAUAUUUUGUAGCAAAAAAAGACGUUAUAACGAAUAAUAUUUAUGUUGCCUCCGGUCACGAUCAUCAAUCAUUAUUUAGCAAUGAAAUAGUAGUAACCGAAAUUAACUGGAUAUGCGAAGAUCCUUUGAAGUUAAGUCCAAUUUUGAACUGUCUUUUCCGUUUUCAACACACUAAGCCAUUAGUUAAAUGUAAAGUAGUAGGAAAUUUGGGUGAUACUAAUAUAAAGAUAUAUCUAAAAGAACCAUUACGCGCCAUCACUCCUGGACAGUAUGCAGUUUUCUAUAAUUAUAGCAAAGAAUGUCUUGGUUCAGCACGCAUUAUAAAAUCUUUUAAUACCAAAUAAAAUGAAAAUAUCAGUGAAACAUUAUA